AAAAAACUCAUUGAAAAUAAAAAUAAAUAAAACAAAAAUAAAUUUCGUUUUAUGACAGUGAAUCGAUCCCUUUAUCUUUGGUUCUUGUCUGAAAAUCUGAUUUGCUCACUUCAGAGAGGAACCAAGCCAAAGCCAUUAUUGGCCAUUAAAACGACACGCCGUGUUAAGUGGUAGCUCGUGCUCUUGCUCUAGCUCUUGAAGAGACAGAGACCCUAAAUUUUUCUGUCUUCAGAUCACACUCUUACCACUUAGUUGCUCGUGUGCUUGGUUUGGAGCUUCUGUUUUGUCGUUUGCAUGUAAAGCUCUUUCUGAAGAUAUGGUAACGCAAUGAUUUGACCCAGAAUGAUCUUAUACAUGGAGACGUGCUUUCUGAAAAUAAUUAGUUGAAAUAACAUUAGUGGGUGGUUAUUUAAUGCCUGGUGAAGAAGGUGAAGACGGGGUUCGCAAUCUGUUCGAAGUAGAUAACUCUUUGCAGGGGCAGCAUCUUUCCCACUCUGUCAAUGGAAAUUGGUCAGUGCUUAAUGAUAAUCUGUGGUUUGGAAUACAAAGGCAUAGUGUCACACCUCUGAACUUAAAUCUGAAGAACUACGGAGUACAAAAAUUAGAUUCUGUGAGAGGACGUGGUGGUGAAUCUACAAGUGUAUCGUAUCAGCCCAAUUAUACAAAAUUGAUCCCAAUACCUGAGAAUAAUCGAAGCCACUCCAGAAACUACCGGUUGAAUACAAAUGGAUCCUUUCUUGGAAACCAGGGUUUCCAGGCAGGGCAGAAUCAACCAGUUUUUAAUGAUCAGCAUAAUUUAAUAUCGAGAGGCUUGUCUAUCCUUAAAUCACAGCAAGAAUAUGAGUCUGGGACUGACAGUCCCACCCUGACAGCAAAUUCUGAAAGGUCAGAGAUUACUGAAGUUUCCACUGAUUUUAAUUUUCUUAGGGGGCAACAACUUGCACAGGACCAUCAACCAGGAACUGUACAGCCUGUUCUAAUGCAGCAGCCUGGUUUCAGUGACAUGCAGUUGUUGCAGCAGCACAUGAUGUUCAAGCAAUUGCAAGAACUUCAAAGGCAGCAGCAACAGAAUCCAUUAACCCAGGUUCCAGCAAUUUCUAGACAGGUUGCUGGGGGUCAGUUCUCACCACUCAAUGGAACACCUAUUAAUGAUGCAUCUCAUAUGAUUAUGAGCUGGGUACAGAGUGGUGCAUCCUCUGGUACGCAAGGAGUAGCUAAUAAACUCAUGCUUUCAGCUGAGCAAGGUCAAUCUCUACGUUCUAUGGGCCUUUUCUCUCAGCCAGUUGAGGGAUCUUUAUAUGGUACUCCAGUUGCUACCGCGAAGGGUAAUAUGGGUCAAUAUUCUGACAGUCAAGGAAUACCUCAAGCACAGAAGCCCAUGGUGCAGUCACCAGGUUUUAGUAACUCCUUUUUGAGAGAUCAGUUCUCUGUUUCUCCUGACCAGGCUUCCAUGCCACAAGGGGCUUUCGUGUCCAGCCAGGGGUUUUCGGGGAAAAACAUGUUCGGACAAGUUCCCAAUCCGGGUUUAAAUUGUGGAAAUUUGUUGGGAAAUAUCCUGGAAGCUAAUUCACCACAAACAAAUUCAUCAAUGAAAGAACUAAAUGGAAGGCAAGAGCAAACUGUUUGGCCUGCAAUGCAGCAAAAAACAACACAACAUGGUCCUAAUCAGGGUUUGGUACCUCUAGACCCAAUGGAAGAGAAGAUAUUGUACAAUAUGGAUGCAAACAUAUGGGAUACUUCUUUUGGAAGGCGCAGUGACAUGGGUGCUACUGGUUUUGGCAAUAUGAUGGAGAAUGCAGAUUUAUCAAAUCCAUUUCCAUCACUUCAGAGUGGCAGCUGGAGUGCUCUUAUGCAGUCUGCAGUGGCAGAAGCUUCAAGCAGUGAUACUGGAAUGCAGGAGGAGUGGAGUGGCUUGACUUUCCAGAAUAUGGAACAGUCAACUGAUAAUCAGCUUUCAAAUUUCAUGGAAAGUGACAACCAACAAACAGGUUGGGUUGAUAAUAACUUGCCAAGUGCCUCCUCUUUUACUUCAAAACCGUUGCAUAUGUUUAAUGAUUCCAAUAUGAGCUCUAGCUUCCCUGGCUUUCAGCAUCAAGGCAUCCAAUUUUCAGGUGAACAGAGAGAGGGUUUGCGCCAUGAUGGUGAAUCCAUAGAGAAGUCUCCUAAGGUCACUGGUGAAUGGGUGGACUGUAAUCCUCAACAGAAGUCAUCUAUUGAGGGUAGUCAACAGGUCCAAUCAUUUAUUCAUUUGAAUAAUGCAUGGGCUGGCCAGAUCAAUGAACACUCUGAAGGUGAUGUGCAGAAACAGAGAAUAUCUUCACAUAUGAACUUAUCUGCUGUACCAAAUGCCGUCAAGUCCCAUCAGGCAACAAGUCAACAUUUCUUGCAGAAUAAUCAAUCUGAUUACAUGCGACAUGCUGAUAUCUCUAUGGUCAAAAGGGAGAAAGAGAGCAUGGAAAAGAGCUCUCAACAAACAUGCAAUGGCCCUCAUGUCUAUAGUAACUCCUACGAUGGAGAAGUUGAAACUUAUGAGAAGCAGAAGAGCUACUACCCAAGGGAGAAUUCUAGUGGCAGCUACAACUCCAAAGGAUUGAGUGGUAGUGAGCAAGGACAUGCGUCACAGUUCCAGUUUCUUGGUAAUGUUUCCAGCAAUGCCAUGGGCUCAGAGCAGGGACACUUAGCUCAUGUGCAAGGGAACUCAAGAGCAUCAGAGGAGGUGCCUUCUGGAGGUGAUCUUAGAUCACUUGGCUCUGAUGAUUCAAAUACUGCUGCUCAGGCAAGACUUAACCAUGAGAGUCAGAAUAUGCUUGAGCUUCUGAACAAGGUUGACCAAUCAAGAGAAGAUGGCACUACAGCACAUUUUGGUUCUGCUGACAGUAAUACAAUGAACAGGGUGCCUGAAACUGAAGUGCAGACAUCCUGUGCUCAAUUGUAUAAUCUGUCUUCUACUUCUCAGGGUUUUGGUUUGAGGUUGGGCCCUCCUCAAAGGCUGCCCAACUCAAGCCAUCUCCUCUCUGCUCAUGGUUCACCUCAGGCAAUAAGUUAUCAAAAUUCCAGGCAAGCCAAUUCUGAGUUAAAAGAGAAAAGCCAGACUUGGGUAGCUUCUCCAUCUUCCUUUCAGACUUUUCCUCCUACUCAUGAUUUGUCACCAAGGGGACAUUGGGAGGACAAAGCUAGUACUGCAGGACAAUCAGGAACCUCCUCAUAUUUGAAUAUGCAAGGAAACUCUAACACUGCAUAUGCACCCAGUCCAUAUAUGAGAAACCAGCCUCAGAUGCAAUUCAAUUCUUCCCAAGCUUCACAAGCAACAUUGGCAAACACACCUAGCAGAUACCAACUUCUUAACCGUGCUACCCCUCAUGAUACAUCUCAACAGAUUUACACCAAUCCCUUGGGUCAGCAAUUUCCAGUUCUGGAAUCUGUUCCUGUAUCUCAGUCAUUGAUUAUGACUGGAAUGUCUCAGCAGGUUGAGGGUUCAGGAAGGCCGCACAAUGUAUGGACAAAUGUAACAAUUCAGAGACAGCCUCCUUCCUCCAUGGAUCCAUCAAAUAAUAGCAUGAUUAACUCCCCAAAAGGAGGAUAUGGAUCACCUGAAUUUGGUACUUUUGAGCAGCAGAUAUCAUCUGAGACACCUGACACUUUCCAGGCAGCUGUUUCACUGCAUGGGUUGAAGCCUUCACCAAAGCAUGCCUCAGAUUCAAAUGCUAUUCUGUCUGGCUCUCUAUUGGCUCGUUCUAAUCAACAGGCUUUUGACAGAGAAAAGAAUGAAGAUAGCCAUGCCCUCACUGCUUCUGAAGGGAAUUUGGUAUCUGUUGGUCAGUCUUUGGAAUCAUGCCUCCAAGUUCAUCAAAAGUUUUCCCUAAGUGGCCAAGUGCAGGCAGUGAAAAACAUUGAGAAUGAUCCAAGUAGGAGGGUGGGACAAUAUGAACAUAAUUCCAAGUUUGGAAAUCUUGUGGAUAGUGAAAGGAGUGCAGUGGUACAACCAAAUUCCUUUACAACCAGGGAUACCGAUAUGAUGAGCCUCCAAGAUCAACCUUCUACUGAGAUGGCAAACCUUGGCCAAAGUGAUUCUCAGAAUCAACCUGGAGGCAAUAUGGCAUCUAAUAUUACUGAUAAUAGCCAGGUUAAUCUGCGUAUGGCACCCUCAUGGUUUAAUAAAUAUGGGACUCUGCAAAAUGGGCAGAUGCUGCCUCCAUAUGAUGCCAGACUUGCAAAAAUGGCUGUAGGGCAGCUCUCUCAUGUAAAGCCUCAGAAUUUGCACAUUCAAGCCUCUGUGCAGCGAGUAGACGCUACUGAUGCUAAUCAAGGUGGUACUCUUAUGCCAAGUGCGCUUGCAACCUUGGUAGAAACGGAACACUCCUUUGGUCCUUCUGUGUUGCCUUCAGACAUUGCCAAUCAAAGUGUGGAUAGUACAAGACAAAAGAAGCGCAAAAUAAUGACACCUGAGGUUCUUCCAUGGCACAAAGAAGUGGCACAAGGCUCUCAGAGGCUUCAAAAUAUGAGGAUGGCAGAGGAACAGUGGGCAAAAGCCUCAAAUCGGUUGAUUGAGAAGAUGCAAGACGAGGUUGAUAUUCUUGAAGAUGUGCCACCAGUGUUUCGAUCAAAGAGAAGGCUUGUCUUGACAACACAACUUAUGCAACAAUUGCUUCGUCCUGCUCCAGAAUCCAUUCUCUCAGCAGAUAUGAAUUCACACUAUGAUAGUGUAAUAUAUUCUGUUUCAAGAUUAGCCCUGGGGGAUGCAUGUAGCCUCACCUACUUUCCAAGAAAUGGCUUGCUUGAGUUCAUGGACAACAGUAGCAUGAUUUCUGAGAAGCUUGAUACAUUCGAGGGAACUUAUGAGCAGCAACUUUCAGAAGUUGUUGAAAAGUUAACUAAUAGAGUGAAGAAGCUUGAAAAUGACUUCCAAAGAGUGGAAAAGGCAGCAUCUAUAGUGGACAUAAGAGUGGAAUGUCAGGAGUUGGAGAGGUUUGCUGUCAUCAACCGUUUUGCCAAGUUUCAUAUAAGAGGACAAGUUGAUAUCUCUGGCACCUCUUUACCUUCUGUCACACCAAAACCAUUUCUCCAGAGAUACGUCACUGCACUUCCGAUGCCCAAUAAACUUCCCGAAGGCUUACAAUGUGUUUCACUGUGAUAUUGAUUGCUUGAUCUCCUAAUAUCAGCAGCCCAUAUCCUUAAUUCACACAUCUAUGAUCUCUCUGCACAAGCCUAUAUGCUGGCAUCCAAGAAAGAGAGGAAAGCAAGAUGGAAACUGGACAGAUCAACCGUAUUAAGUGAGGCACUCAAUCAUUUUGAUCGAGGCCACAGUGGUCAUUUUUGGGGAAGUAUAUAUUGUUUCUUGUAUAUUUUCAUGAAUUUCCAAGGAGAAUAGGAGUUUUUUUGAAGUAUCUUUUGGAAAAUGAAGAGGGUCAUUAGCAUGGAUGUGUUUUUAGCUCUUUUAAGUUAUUACAUAAAUCAGUAAAAAAUUUAGCACAAGUAAUUAAUGGCUAUCCUAUUUUCGUGUA
Molecule: messenger RNA, 5501 nt
Organism: Mangifera indica (mango)
Lineage: Eukaryota; Viridiplantae; Streptophyta; Magnoliopsida; Sapindales; Anacardiaceae
Exons: 10
Coding region: 413-5131 (1572 amino acids)
Source: RefSeq, a predicted model, not a curated record